Molecule: messenger RNA, 4833 nt
Organism: Bemisia tabaci
Lineage: Eukaryota; Metazoa; Arthropoda; Insecta; Hemiptera; Aleyrodidae
Gene: Sac1
Product: Sac1 phosphatase
Biological process (GO): phosphatidylinositol dephosphorylation
Cellular component (GO): endoplasmic reticulum
Molecular function (GO): phosphatidylinositol-4-phosphate phosphatase activity
Source: RefSeq, a predicted model, not a curated record
AGAUGUACUAUUACUAUUACUAAUGUCCUCAAAGUCAAAAGGGGUUAGUUUAAUGAGAAACAAUAACAAACUCGUCCGAACUCGCCCCGGCGAAUGUUCAUGACAUUCGCGGCAGUUCGCGGAACCAUUCGACCCGUUCGCUUCGAGUCGACGACUGCCCUUUUUUCGAAUUCGACUUCUGCCGAUGUCGACGAUUGAACUCCGCUCCAACAUAACCUCGUCUCGUUCAAUCGUUCAUGUUAUCAAAACUUCGGAAGUGUAAUGUCUUUUACAUUUAUAUCGGAGCGAAUGUGAUUUUUAAUGAAUGAACCUUACAAAGUAAGUGAGUUUUUCCAUCAACCGUGCGAUUAGACCUCUGAGAAAUAUCAGUUAUCUUCGUGACUUCCCUCGCCUUUCACGUAACGAUCGAACAGGUCCGGUGGGUGAUAAUGUUUUUCACUUGCCGUCUAUCAGGAACUAAUUUAUUAUCAUGAACGGUUUUCUUCUCUCUCCAUCACUCGCGACUACAGUUUUUAGUGGCACGCGUUCAAACUUUGUAUUCCAACAGAUUGUGCAGUGAAAUCCUGACUCCAGCUCUCCCAGCUACAAUUGCUAGUGCUCGCAUGACCAGUAGUCCUUGAACAUUUCGUCCAACCUCCACUCGGUUCAUUUGAUUCUUAUAUCAAUCCUUUCUUCUGUUAAUCAUCUUAAGCCUCUUGAAGAGCACACAUUCGCCAAAAUGUUGGGUAAAUUUACCAUGGUCUCCAACACUGGUAGUCACGAUGUUUACAGUGAUCUCUAUUUGGUCACGACUUCAGAAAUGUUUUACCUGGAGUCUCCUGGAGCGAACAAAGUUCUCUCCAUCAACAGGGCCAGUCAAGAAAUGAAAAUCAUGAGACGUGAUGAUUUCAUGUCUGAAGUGGCGGAGUCUGGUAUUCGCAAGAAGAUCUUCGGCAUGAUGGGCAUUUGUAAACUGUUGGCCGGUCCAUAUCUCGUUGUUGUGACGGACGCUAUUGAGGUCGGAGUAAUCAAUCAGCAAGCAAUCUGGCAAAUUGUCUCCACAGAACUUAUCCUAUUCCCUCGCUCUUUGUUGCAUUUGAAUGAGAAGCAGACCCGUUUGAACGAGAUUUAUGUAAGUAUGAUAGAAAAUGUUUUGAAUACCCCUCAUCUAUACUUCUCGUACUCUUACGAUAUAACUCACACAAUGCAAAGCUUACAUUUGAUGUCCCACGAAAUCUCUAAGCAGACUAUGUGGUCUAUAGCGAACACAAAAUUCUUAUGGAACGAGCACUUGCUGAGUAAUUUCUGUGAUGUACCUGCUUAUCAUUCAUUCUGUCUCCCUGUAAUUCAAGGGUUUGUCUCCAUCAAAUCAUGCACUUUGAAUGGUGUUUCAUUCAAGUGGUCAAUUGUGUCCCGUAGGGCCACAGGGAGGGCAGGUACAAGACUAUUCACUCGCGGAGUUGACGAACAAGGCAAUGUUGCUAACUUUGUGGAAACUGAGCAAAUCGUGGAAUCGAAUGGUGACCGAUCUUCGUUCGUUCAGAUUCGAGGUUCGAUACCCUUGUUUUGGCAGCAAUACCCCAACCUCAAGUACAAAUCUCCUCCGAAGUUAAUUCCUAACGAGAAUCAGCUGUCGGCCUGUACAAAGCAUUUCGAGGAGCUGAUAAAAAAUUACUACCGGCAAGUCAUCGUUAACUUGAUUGAUCAUAGAGGCUCCGAGGGUGAACUAGAGAAAGCUUACAAAGAUAUCAUUACAGUCUUAGAUAAUAAUCUAGUCAGGUAUGAGUCUUUUGACUUCCACCAUGAAUGCCGGAAAAUGCGAUGGGACCGACUUAGUAUUUUAAUCAAUCGCCUCGGUCACGAGCAAGACGAGUUUGAUGUAUUUCUGCUCCGCCGAGAUGGUGGGCAAGUCAUUUUACAAGAUGGUGCUUUCAGAACGAACUGCAUUGAUUGCCUUGACCGAACUAAUGUAGUUCAGUCGAUGCUAGCAAGGAGGAGCCUUACCAAUGUCCUGCAGCGUCUCAAUAUCCUCAAAUCUGGCCAGUCAGUAGAAAGUCAAGCUGCCUUUGAAUCUCUCUUCAAAAACGUUUGGGCAGACCAUGCCGAUAUCAUUUCCAUCCAAUACUCUGGCACUGGUGCUCUCAAAACCGAUUUUACAAGGACUGGGAAGAGAACAAGGCAAGGCGCCUUGAGAGAUGGUAUCAACUCCAUGACGCGAUACUACAAGAAUAAUUUCAAGGAUGGUUUCCGACAAGAUGCCAUUGACUUGUUUCAUGGACGGUACAUUGUAGAUGAAGGUGAAGAGGUAACACAUCCAAGUCCACUGAGCCAGCAGAAGGGGUGGAAAUACUACACGUAUCCAUCGAUCCUAGUCAUUGCUUUUGCGAUGUUCCUGGCCAAUGUGAUCACGCCAAACGAAUAUACAACGAGCACUUUACUUUACCUCCUCUUCUGGGGCUCGAUGGUCGGUCUGACGCUGACAACAAUCUUCUACAAUGGUUAUGAAUACGUUGAUGCUCCUAAGUUGCGUCCUUUAAACUUGAAGAAACUUCACCCUUUAUGAAAGCAGACGAAUACAUUGUUUAGCAGCAUUUCAAGGGCGUUUGUGCCCGCAUUCCAUUGCUUUCGUGUAUUCAAUGUUAUCGGUUAUUGAAGGGUGAAGAGUUGCCAUUAUUAAGAAAAGAUGACUGAGUUUGAUUGUUCUAGCUCUAAAAUUAAUGCAAUAUACUUUUGGCUGUCUGAGGUUUUUAGAAGAAAAAUUAUUUAUUUUGGAAAGGUGACUGUAAAAUAUCAUUGGUACCUCAUUAAAUACUUGCCUAGGGUCUUGAAAGCCAAGGAUCUUAAAAGUUAUUUUACUGCUUCAUAUUGAUGAGCUUGCCUACUAGAUUACUUAUGGUAGAAAAUAAUGCUAACGAAGGAAUUUGGGUUUUUCUCAAGGUUUCUCUUGACCGUGUUCAUUAUACUGCACCGCCGGGUAUAAACCUGCAUGAAAAUUUAAUCAUUGUCAAAUGUCUCCAAUAAAAUCCAUUUUUCUCCUCGAACUUAUGAAUAUUUUGGCUUGAAAUGUCCAGAUACGAUACACUAAAUCAUGGAUAGAACUUGUCGAAAAUUCCCCGAUACACUAAAUCAUGGAUAGAACGUGUCGAAAAUUCCCCGAUACACUCCCGAUUUUUCCAGAAAAAUCAUAUUAGAUCAGAGAACUUUUUGCAAUCCAUAAUGUUCACACAUUUUUGUUUCUUAGCACGGAAAAUUGCCCUAAAAACUGGAUAGGGCCAUUGACAUCAUUUUUAUUUCAGGUCAAAUUUUCCAAUCUCUCAUCAAAUUUGUCGUACUGAACCUAUUUUACGGUAGGUAUUCCUUUCCUAUGAUGUGCUUUUCCCACCAUGCAGUUUUACAUUAGUGCCAGAAAAUUUAGAAUCAAGUGUAUGUAUGAUCCAAGAGUUCAGAUGGAUGGAGCUGCAGCUAUUUAUUUACCUCGGACAGUUCAUUAAAGAAAUUAAAGGAUCAGAAAUAGGAGGAAAUUUGGUAUUUUAAUUUUAAGUUAUUAAGUUACUAUUGCAGUUUAGAGAGACAUGCAAAUAUAGAAAAACAGUUUUAAAUGGCGAAUGAAGUAUUGUGUAUAUCAUUAAAUCAGUUAAAAUUUUUAUCACUUUGUUUUCUUCAGAUGUUUAAUUUUCAAUUUUAAAAUUUUUUGUUUUAACUCAUGUUUGUUUAGAAAUUCAGAAACUUAGUACUUAUAUUUAGUUUAAUAAUCACUUUUACCGGUGUAUGUUAUUAAUUUAAACAUUAAAUUUGUACAAAUCAAGUGGCCAAUAAGUGUUGGUCUAUCUUCUCAGAAUUUCUGGUUUCUGAAAAUUUUAAGUAAUGAUUGAUUUAUUGUAAUUCACCUCAAAAUCAAAACCAUUAGUCGUAUGCUGUCUGCUGUUCAGAAAUCUUUAAAAGGAAAUUAUUUCCAGUUCUCAAUGAUUUCACAUCAUUCUCUCUUUUGUUUUUAUUAACAAUUUUAAUAUUUUAUAUUGAUUGUUUGAUGAUUCAUUAAUAAUCAAUUCCGUAGGUAAUCUUUCUCCUAUUCUCAUCCAAAUUAUUCAUUGUUUUUUUUUUGGUUUAUUUUGCUCUUUGGUACUGGUAGGUUCAUCUCACAUUCAUCCUUGAACAUAAAUAUGGUAUAACUGUAAACUAAAAGCAUACUAUGUAGGAGAGGAAUGCUACCCUUUGAGUAUUAAAACCAAACCUCAAAGGAAGGACCCUCAAGAAUAAUGAUUCAGGAAGCACAACGAAAAAAUCUCAAUUUUUGAAAAACUACCUAGUUUUAUCAAUUAAGUACUUUUUUUUUUAUCCCUCAAAUUCUUAGCGAAUUUCUCCGAAAAUGAUGUCAGUCUCUCAGAUAGUAUCUUAAAAUUUUCUCGUCUGUGGUCUCCGAAUUAGAUAGUUAUACUCAUUCAUUAAAGAAAAUACUUAAGUUAUUUUACCAGUGGCACUUUGAAGUGUUGGAACUUAUACUUGUUUUUAAAGUAGUUUAAGCACUUGAAUACUGUCCACACACUACACAGAGAAUCUAUGAUGCAAAUGUGUUUUCAGCAUUAAAAGUACCUAUUUCUGCGCCCCCUGUAGUCCCUGUGAACCUUUUCAAACAAAAAUGUCAAGCUUUAAAUAGGUAGUACAUAACUUUUGGGCAAAGCAAUUUCCUUACUCAGUUGUAUUUUAGUGCUAUGUUUACAACAAGUAAUUUUAUCAUUAAUUGUUACUUCAGAAGAACUCAUUACAGCUUUGUCUACAUCUACACCAUGUUAUCUUGUUUAAACUAAGUUGUUUCUCACUGUUCCAGAAUAAGUAAAUAUAUUUAUUUGUAUUUUA